Messenger RNA from Tarenaya hassleriana, 849 nucleotides. RefSeq names its product transcription factor MYB12-like. Bases 121 to 777 code for a protein of 218 amino acids. Lineage: Eukaryota; Viridiplantae; Streptophyta; Magnoliopsida; Brassicales; Cleomaceae. The transcript is spliced from 2 exons. The record is from RefSeq and is a predicted model, not a curated record.
CAAAAAAGCCAUAGUGUUAUUUAAAAAACCAACAUAUCUAUAACCAUUAUUAUUAUACAAUAACAACGUUUUAAUUGUUGUCAUAUAUUAUAAAUAGUAUGCAGAAUUACAAACAAGAAGAUGGGAAGGUCUCGUCGUCGUGCAGAGGAAGAGGUAGGGUUACGCAGAGGGAGAUGGAGUUCUAAAGAAGACAGAUUGCUCAGCGAUUACGUUCGAACUCACGGUGAAGGCCGCUGGAAAUCAUUGCCCAAGAAAGCUGGGUUGCUUCGGUGUGGGAAAAGUUGCAGACUGAGAUGGUUGAACUAUCUUAGACCGGACAUAAAGAGAGGGAACAUAACUCCGGAGGAAGAAGACAUUAUCGUAAGACUUCACAAGCUUAUAGGGAACAGGUGGUCCUUGAUCGCCGGAAGACUUCCCGGUCGGACCGACAACGAGGUCAAGAACUAUUGGAACACACACCUCAGUAAACGACUUCAAAAACACGUCACCCGUCCCAUCAAACGGAGAAGCAGCAGCAAAAACUCGGCGGCAGUCUAUGCCCCCAAGCCCUUGAGGGUUACAAAUCAUCAGCAACCCAUGAACACGAUGGCAUUGGCCGAGGCCACGGAGUUUGUAGAGAAAUUAUGUGAUAAUGACAUAGAUGUCUUCGAUUCAGACGCAGCCAUGUGUAUUGAUGGAUCGUUACAGACACUUUACGAAGAGUACACCCGGCUGCUUAUGCCCCAUUCCACCAUGAUGAUGCAAUAUUCGAGUACUAACGUCGGUUUGCAUGCAUAAGUGCAUAUUCAUUAGGAUUAUUAUUCAUUCCUUGUAUCAUUUUUAUAUUUUUUUCCCUUUUUUAUUCGUUCA